Molecule: messenger RNA, 1950 nt
Organism: Cordyceps militaris CM01
Lineage: Eukaryota; Fungi; Ascomycota; Sordariomycetes; Hypocreales; Cordycipitaceae
Product: Hsp70 family chaperone
Exons: 4
Coding region: 1-1950 (649 amino acids)
Molecular function (GO): ATP-dependent protein folding chaperone; ATP binding
Source: RefSeq, a predicted model, not a curated record
AUGCAAAGUCACACCCUUCCAAGCAGAAGCGCCGUCAAUCUUGCGCUGCCGCUGCGGCCGAAUGUCAGCCAGCGCAACCAGGACAGCCGAAACUUCUUUACCAGCAACACAACGGCUAGCUCGACUGAGGCCAUCAACGGCCCUGUUCGCGAGCCUACGCGAGAGCAGCCCCCAGUCAGCGACCGACUAAUUGUUGGAGUUGAUUUUGGCACCACCUUUUCUGGUGUUGCGGCUGUCUAUACCUCAAAUCCCGACGACAUUGACAUUAUAAAAACAUGGCCUGGAAGUAACGGCAUCACCUCGGACAAGGUGCCGACCGAGAUUUCGUACGAUGUCCCGGCCAACGCGACGGAAGGGACUGAUCCCAACGUGAAAUGGGGCUUCCAAUUCAAACCCGAGGAGUCUCGGUUGCGUUGUAUCAAGCUGUUCCUUGAUCGCUCGCAAAAGCUGCCCUUCUAUGUCAGUCCACUCGACACAGCCGCGCAGCUCAAGCGCUUCAACAAGAACGUGGUCGACGCAGUCAGCGACUACCUCACUCAAAUAUACAAACAUACCAUGGAUACGCUGACGCGGCGCUACGGCGAAUCCUUUAUGGCCUCGACAAAGGUCGACUUUGUUCUGACUUGCCCGGCGGUAUGGAGCGAUGCCGCAAAGAAUACGACGCUGCAGGCGGCGGAGCGCGCCGGCAUGGGCAGCCGUUCCGAAAUUCAGAUGAUAAGCGAGCCCGAAGCCGCAGCCGUAUAUACACUGAAGGCCAUUCAGCCAAACCAUCUAAACGUCUCUGACAACUUCAUCGUCUGUGAUGCAGGUGGUGGCACUGUUGAGUUUGUCAACCCUCUCAUCGCAUACGAAAUCAAAUCCUUAAAACCGUUACGAGUUGAAGAAUCUGCCGUGGGAACCGGCGGUUUGUGCGGCAGCGCAUUUCUUAAUUACAGAUUCGAGGAGCAUGUCCGCGGUAGACUGGGCCAAGCGCGCUUUGACGAAAUGAAGACAAAAAAGGGCAAAACGUGGCAGAUGGGUCUCAAAUACUUCGAAGAAUUUGUGAAGCGUAAUUUCAACGAGGAAGAGCACCAGGAGUUCAAUGUUCCCUUCCCGGGUCUGGCCGACGACGAAGAGGUCGGCCUUGACUCUGGCUUCUUGGUCAUGACUGCAGAGCAAGUAAAAGACAUUUUUGAACCUGUCGUCAAGGAAGUAUGCGGUCUCGUGCAGGGUCAAGUCGACAACCUCCGCGCCAAGGGCGCUAUGGUAUCCGGCAUUGUCUUAGUCGGCGGCUUCGGCCAGAGCGACUACCUGUACCGCAAAUUAAAAGGACACUUUUCGAGCGCGGCGCCGCCACCGUACAGCGAGCGGCCGACACACGCCACAGUGAGCGCAACGGAGGAGGCCAGCUCGAUCGAGGUGAUGCAGCCUGUGUACGCUUGGACGGCGGUGGUGCGGGGCGCAGUGCUGCGCGGCCUCGAGGGCAACAUGGUCAUCUCACGCAAGUCACGGAUGCACUACGGCACGUCGUACGCGACCGUCUAUGACGAGGAUCGGCACUCGGUCAGCGAGCGGUACUGGUCGCCGCUGUGGGAGCGCUGGAUGGUAUCGGACCGCAUGCAGUGGCACAUUGCCAAGAGCGAGUCCCUUUCCCCGCUCGCGCCCAUUGCCUUUCACUACACGCGCAACUUUCGCCCCGGCCAGUCCCUCAUCGUCACUGAUGACCUGAUUUCCUGCGACGCCGAUGAGCCGCCCGCCGCCUUUACGCGCGACCUUGUCAACGUCUGCACACUGACAACGGACCUCAACGCCGUCCCGCGUAGCCUCUUUACGCGACUGACGACGACGCGUGGCGUCGAGUUUGACAAUUUGGACUUUACGCUGGAAAUGAUUGUUGACAGUGCGGGGUUGGGCUUUGAGCUCAAGGUGGACGGCGUGCGGUAUGGUCGUGUCGAAGCCGAGUUUCAUUAA